AUGGCUAGAGGUGGCAUCACCAAAUCAACCUUGCUGAUUCUCCGGGGAGCUAGGCGGGCAGAGAAUAGGGUCAUGAAGUUCUCAGGGACUACUGCUAAAGCAGCUGCUGCAGAAAGCUCUGAAGAAGGAGUUCCAAAGAUUAUUAGUGGGAAGACAGAGGAUUCUUCAGCAAUCUGGGUUCCACACCCACGCACAGGAAUUUACUACCCAAAAGGCCAUGAGUGUGUGAUGGAAGAUGUUCCAGAAGGUGCUGCUCGUUUCACUCAGACUUACUGGUUCAGAAAUGAUGAUGGUGUGGGAUGUACCAACACCCAACCUUGA
Molecule: messenger RNA, 321 nt
Organism: Lotus japonicus
Lineage: Eukaryota; Viridiplantae; Streptophyta; Magnoliopsida; Fabales; Fabaceae
Exons: 2
Coding region: 1-321 (106 amino acids)
Source: RefSeq, a predicted model, not a curated record